UCCCCCCCGGGGGAGAGCUGUCUCUUUUGCUGUCGUGUUCGAUACGAAGUAAGCCAGGCCAAGAGCCAUGCAAAGCUUCCAUCAUGGCGGACCCCCCGACCUCACUAUGGUGGACGGAGGAGAGAAUCAAGGCGACCCUGUGCACAGGGUUUGUGGCCAGCCAUCUUCCACCAGAGAGUCAGCGACGACUCUUGGACCAACCCCCCUGGGGCGAAGGAUUGACCGAAGAGACUUAUCUCGACUGGAUCCUCACCCGGGCCGGUAGGCUGUUCCUGAUCCUGAACGAGAUCGGCAUCUCGGAUCGCAUCUUCGCUCUGGUCGACGAGUCCUUGGACGACAACGACCUGCCUGUAGCGGCCCACAGUGUCGACCGGCUGCGGCUCUCGCCGCACGGCAGUUCGCCUGCGCUCGAUACCAAGUUUUUCCAUGCCCAAUGGCGUUUCAUCGUCCGCAGUAUCAACGAAGGAGACCAUGUUCGCUAUACGCAGAACGAAGGCGUCCCCAUCGAGGUACAACGGCACGGCAUUGCCAGUCCCUGGACCCAAGACGGAGUCGACAGGGUCGUCCUGGCCGGCGCGGUGUGUCGUGUGCUGCUACGCACUGAGGUCAAGCUGGGCGGCGCUCCGCAUUUCUUCGAGGAGGCGGAGGUGCUGGACGAGGUCCGAUCCCUGCGCCGGUUGGCCCAUGAGCAUGUGUUUUCCAUCUACGGGUCCUAUUUCGUCGACGAGAGUGUUUCUAUCCUUUUCGCCGGUGCCUACGAACGCACUUUAUUGUCCUUCUUGACCGAUACCCCCCAGUCGUUCAAGAAACUCCCCAAGACCCAGCGUCGAGCUCUCAUGAUCAACUGGCCCCAUUGCCUGGCAAACGGCCUAUCGUGGCUCCAUGCCCAUGGUCAGACGCACGGAGCUAUCCGCCCGUCCAACAUCCUGAUCGACGCCGACUACAAAAUCAUUCUCGGUCAAUUCGAGGCGCUGGAUACUCUGUUACCACCCGCCAAGAUCCAUGACGUCGAGGCGUACCAGUACGGCGCCCCCGAACGCUGGGUGCGGUCGGCGACCAAGCAUGAGACUGCUCGCUCGAAUCACCUCCUCCCAUCCGGUGGACGCACCGCUCGCAAGCAGGCAUCGACAUCCUCAAUGAUGCGGCUGAGCCUUUUGAAGGCCAAGGAUCAGCCCCCCACCGUCGACGAGCAAUCUGUCGACGAGUCCCGCCGACCGUCAGUCGCCUCACAGGGAACGGCCAUCCGGAUCGGAUUUCCAGGCUCGCCAUCACGAUUCUCCUUCUCGCUCUCGUCAUCGUCGUCUGGUUCAAGUCAUGACGGCGGCCGCAAACGCGGCAUCGCCUCCAUCAAGAGACCCAUCUUCUACACCCCGUCCAUCUCCUCGUCCAACUCAUCAGGCUCAGCAGCCUCGCACCCGUCGUCCUCCAUGUCCAGGACAACCUCCGGGGCGGCGGUCAAUCCGAUGGGUUCGAAUCAAGCGAGCGUCCUGGUCCAGAGCUGGCAAUCACACCUGGCCAACCCACCAGCGUCGGACAUCUUCUCCCUUGCCGCCGUUACGCUAGAUAUCAUCACGUAUCUCUGCAAGCGCAAGAUCUCAACCUUUGUGCACCACCGCGGCGCGAAAAAUCGCACCCCGGGCCGCGGCGGCGGCAUUGCAGAUGCCUCCUUCCACCUUGACCGCAACACCAGCCAGGUCGCCUCGUGGAUCACCCUUCUGGAGAGCGACGCCCGCAAAGGCAAGGGCCCCGUCUUCCGCGCCGUCGGGCCCAUUCUCGCGACUGUCCGCCAAAUGCUGCAGCGCGACUCCUCCGCACGCCCCGCCGCCCUCCUCGUCGAGCGCCAAUUCUCCAACGCCAUCCGUCAACUCGACGAAGGUGUGACUGAUUUGCAUUGCAUCUCACAAUUUCCCCGACAGAUCCGGCCUGACAAUGUCGAUACCACCACCACCACCACAGCGAAACAGAAACGACCUGUCCCGCCGCCCAUCACCGUCUCAGCGCCUACAGAUCCCUGCAGUACCGCCAAUGACACCCCGCUCUCGUCUACCACAACCAGCAGCCCGUCCAUCCUAUUAUCCGGACCACCAUCGUCUACCUCCCUCUCCCUCUCCGUCUCCGUCUCGGCUUCCUCCAGGUCCUCGUCUCCUCUCCCUUCAUCCUACGCUUCGAGCUUCGGGCCCGACGCCUCCUCCUCAUCAGCAGUGACCUCCGAUCUCGGCUUCGAUUUCGGCUUCACCGCUUGGCACGAGUCCGGUCUUUUUGACCCGGAUGAUAUCAUCGCAGAACAUUACCAUCCUUGAUCCCCUAACAUGCGGAACAAAGUAUCUGAUAUUCCCCCAGAUUCCUGAUCUAUAAACUUGAUAUCUAUAUAUACCCUGAUAUGACCCGGUACGCGUUUCCUAUAUAUAUCAUACAUAAUAUAUAUGAUAUAUACCAACUUUCCCUUCUCUUUAUCAUUGCCACUUUAUCCUUUUUACCUUGUCCCAGAGCUUUGGGCAUGUAAUUUACCAUUAUUAGCAGUUUUCUGCCAGAUGCUAGGCCUACAGUCUAGAGAGAGACAUUAAUAUCAUCAGACUAUUUC
Messenger RNA from Penicilliopsis zonata CBS 506.65, 2581 nucleotides. RefSeq lists its product as hypothetical. The transcript has a single exon. Gene Ontology annotation, molecular function: ATP binding; protein kinase activity. Lineage: Eukaryota; Fungi; Ascomycota; Eurotiomycetes; Eurotiales; Aspergillaceae. The coding region runs from base 84 to 2300 and encodes 738 amino acids. Gene Ontology annotation, biological process: protein phosphorylation. The record is from RefSeq and is a predicted model, not a curated record.